Messenger RNA from Penicillium hordei, 462 nucleotides. RefSeq lists its product as uncharacterized. The coding region runs from base 1 to 462 and encodes 153 amino acids. The record is from RefSeq and is a predicted model, not a curated record. The transcript is spliced from 2 exons. Gene Ontology annotation, cellular component: membrane. NCBI's taxonomy places the organism in Eukaryota, Fungi, Ascomycota, Eurotiomycetes, Eurotiales, Aspergillaceae.
AUGGCAACUACCCGUAUGAUUCAAAAAACACGCGAUUCGAAUCUCAUCGCCCUCGAGGCUUUGCCUCAUAGCCAGUCAGAUGUAGGUUCACCUUUGGGUCCUGAAAGCUUUCCAUUGUUGGAUAAAUGGAACUCGCCUCGCGUUAAUAUUCAUCGAACCUUUGCAACCUUCUGGUCAUUCCUAGUCAUGGGUGUGAAUGACACGGCCUAUGGUCUAGAAUCAUACUACCAUUUAUCGUACACAAUUGUGUCUCUCGUUUUCUUGUCACCUCUAGUAGGCUAUACAAUAGCCGCUUUUCUCAACCACCGCAUCCACUAUACGUUCGGUCAACGUGGCGGGGCCAUUAUCGGACCAGCGUGCCAUCUCAUUGCCUAUAUCAACUGCGUUCAUCCACCAUAUCCGGUACUAAUGGUCGCAUUCAUCUUUGCAGGGUUGGGAAAUGGCCAAGAGGAUGCUGCAUAG